AUGGAAAACAUUUUCCCGUUGCAAGAAAAUGUUGAGAUAGAGGAGAUCUAUGGAAGCAAAAGGCCCAAUGCAAGUCCUCCGAAGAAUUCCAGAACAUUUGGAAUGAGAAGUGGAGCUUAUGGCUUCAUAGAUACUGAAACAUACCAUGUGAGAUUUCCAAACUGGUUUAAAAAGGGUGAGGUGAGCCCAUUAGAGCAGAAUGGUAUGAGCGAGGUUAUCCAAGCAAUUGGACCUGAGAAAUAUGUACAGAGUCGAGAUUGUAUAAUCAGUAGUUACGAAGAAGGAAAUAGACCGAUGACAGUGGGGAAGGCAUUUACGCUGGUAGAUGUAGAUAUGGGCUUGAUGUUGAAAAUCUUUUCGUUUAUUGAGAGAUGGAGAAUAAUCAAUUAUCGAAGUCUGAUUGAAAAGGAAAUGAGGUGUCUCAAAUCUCAUAAGACCGAGGAUGCCAAACCUAUGGAAACAACCCCAAGGGAAGAGCGUUCCAAGAGAAGGGGAGAUAUAAAAAAGUGUUUGGAGGAAUCAAUUUGUGAUUGUGGAGGGAAGGCAAACUUUUUUACAAGGUCCUUGGUUUUCAGGUGCACCGCAUGUCUUGACAACGGUAAUUAUCCCCAAGAAGUUCUAAGAUCUGAUUUUCUUCCUAUUACCGGGUCUCUAAUUAGGAAUAUGUGGUCGAGGAAGGAGGAGUUUCUUCUAUUGGAAGGCAUUAGAAAGUUUGGGGACGAGUGGGAUUCUGUAAGUCGGUAUGUGCAAACCAAAACAAAGGAGCAGUGCGUAUUUCAUUUUCUUCGAAUCCCUAUAUUAGAGAACACACUCUCGAGGGCGGAUCUUGCUAUUGGGAGACUAUUUGAGACAGCGGAAAACCCGACUAUGUGUAUUGUUACUUUUAUAUGUGGAAUGGUUCACCCAAAGGUUGCAUCUGAAUGUGCAAGGGUAGCUAUCAAGCAUAUAAGCGGAUGUUCUCAGGAAGCUGUCAUUCAGCACAUACUGGAUGCAGGAAAGGAAAAGGCACGCGAGCAAAGGGAUUUAGAGAGAAGAAAAAUAGAGAGGCUCGGGAGUGUGAUAUGUGAAGCAUUACUAAAUAAGAUCAAAAUGAAGAUAGGAACAUAUAAGGAAUUGUAUUUAUCCACUCAAAGGGUGCGCAGCGAGCUGGUUGCACUAAGAAGAGGGCUUGCUGAGGAUAUAAACCCUGGGGGCGACGAAUGA
Messenger RNA from Encephalitozoon romaleae SJ-2008, 1203 nucleotides. Its product is annotated as RSC chromatin remodeling complex subunit RSC8. NCBI's taxonomy places the organism in Eukaryota, Fungi, Microsporidia, Unikaryonidae. The transcript has a single exon. Gene Ontology annotation, molecular function: protein binding. The record is from RefSeq and is a predicted model, not a curated record. The coding region runs from base 1 to 1203 and encodes 400 amino acids.